Messenger RNA from Pangasianodon hypophthalmus (striped catfish), 1150 nucleotides. It is a transcript of the gene c24h9orf85, whose product is annotated as chromosome 24 C9orf85 homolog. The record is from RefSeq and is a predicted model, not a curated record. NCBI's taxonomy places the organism in Eukaryota, Metazoa, Chordata, Actinopteri, Siluriformes, Pangasiidae. The transcript has 4 exons. Bases 127 to 615 code for a protein of 162 amino acids.
UGUUUUCUUCCGGUAUUGGUGCAUUACGUCACCGUGUAAAAUGUGAUGCCAUGUGGUUUCUGGUAACUAUUUCUUCUAAACUGUUUUGUUUUUAAAGUUUAGUAAAUUACUGACACACUCUCGGAAAUGAGUUCUCAGAAAGGCGCUGCGUCUCGAACCCGAGGCCAAAAAUACCAAAACACGACGGUUUUUAAGAAUGAUAAAUACGGCGCGAGCCCUCAAGUGAAGAAAGCCAACGCGAAGGUGCAUGACGGUGUGUGUCAGCGCUGUAAGGACAUCCUGGAGUGGAAGGUCAAAUACAGCAAAUACAAAUCUCUCACGCAACCUCGCAAAUGUGUUAAGUGCCUGCAGAAGACAGUGAAGGACGCGUAUCACAUCAUGUGCAGGACGUGCGCACUCCAGCUGCAGCUGUGCGCUAAAUGUGGGAAGAGCGAAGAGGUGGUCAUUCCGCUGGACAAAAAGGAAGAAGAGGAAGUGGAGGAAGAAGAGCCGAAAGGAAACAGGAGGAGAAAAAAGCGAGGCGCCAAUCAAACAGACGAGGAGGAUGAAUUCGAUGAUUUGGAUGAUUACGGUGAAAUGGACAGCGACUGCGAUUCUGAGGAGACGGAAAAAUAAGGAGACGUCGUGUCCGAUAGUAACGAACCUCAGUGUCACUAGCUGAACGUGCAGAACGUUAUAGCAGAGUUGAAAGACUUCUUACUGGUUUAGAAACGUCGCUAAUUGGGGGAAAUAUCCGGAAGGUAGAAGAGCAAGUCUGUUUAAAACUCAACUGUGCAGAAUGGAUUUUAAGAAACUGUUAUGUCUGCUAAGCAUAAGUGAAGUAUUACACAUAUGUUAUUUUGGAAGACAGUGUAACUAAAUCCACACACAGCCGAGCAAGUCAGAGUUAAAGGGUUUUACUCAGAGCCGUAUCACUGACUGACUCACAACCUUCCACUGGCAUCACUAGCGCAGAGCCACUUCCAGUAAUUAUUCCAAACUGUUUUUUAAAAGACAUUUUCAUUUUCCUAAAAUUACAACUACUUUUCAACUCUGCACUGAAUCACAUGACAGAUCUUACAGGGAAAAGACUUUCAUCAUUUUCAUACAGAUUUUCUUGUAUUUAGUUCUGUAAUUUGUUACAGUAUUAAAAAUAUUGUGUCGCGUCUGA